AAGGCAACCCUCCAAACCACAACAUCUCCCAUAUGACUAUUCGUAAUGAAUAACCUGUUCAACCUGGCUAUAAGAACAGGUGCUAAAGUGCAUGAAUAAAACAUGAGGCACUAAUAUGUUUGGUGUGCUGUUAGGACUGCUGUCCCUGAUGUUUUCAAGGUCAGAAUGACACUCUGGAGGUGUGUGUAGUGUGUUGCUGUUGUAAAGUGUUUGUUCGUGACUUGCUUUUUCAUUUAAGGCACCAGGUCCUGCGGGUAAGUGCCAGAGCUGUCGUAAUGCUCAUACUGAUGCCUCGAGAGAAAUGAGAUGUGUUUCAGUCUCUGAUGUUGUGGAGAGGUGUAAGGAUAACCAAACCGUGCGUCCUGCUCAUGUUGCAUCGAACAAAUAGUCGAUUGACAUAUUGAGUAUAGUGGAAAAUUAAACAUUACUAUCGUGAUUGAGUUUUUCUUCCUAAUAUAUUUGAGCGGAGACAACAUCUACAGGAGACAACAUCUGCAUCGUGGAAAUUUAGUACAGAUUUUGGAUACUGUUGCGCUCUCUGUGAUCUUUCAAAAGUCAUCUUGACUUUUCUUUUCAACUAAAACAGCAGCAGUUUCCCGAGAGUGACAGCGCACUUUGGAUUAAGGACUUAAACACUUGGGAGUGAUGGCGGCGUCGGCACCCUCCUCCACCUCCUCCUGUGGCGGUGAUCCAGACCCCAACUCGACAAAUUUACGGCCACCCUCCUCAAACUAUGACUGGAGUGGAGUAGCACAUGGCUGUACGAGAAAGCUUGGAAUGAAGAUAUGCGGAUUCUUGCAGAAGAACAAUAAUGCUGACGAUAAGAGUCGAAUUGUCGGCUUUUUUAACGAUCAGCAGACAUCCAAGAGCCUUUUCACCCAGGACAAUGAGCGAGAGUCUCGCUACAGACGCACAGAGGCAGACUUCUCCAAUCUAUACGCAAGAGAUCUGCUUCCUUCUAAAAAUGGAGAGGAGUAUACAAUCCAGUUUCUUUUGGAGGUUGUGGAAAUCCUGACUAACUAUGUGCGGAAGACCUUCGACAGAUCCACCAAAGUGCUGGAUUUUCAUCAUCCCCAUCAGCUGCUGGAGGGAAUGGAGGGAUUUAACUUAGAGCUGUGUGAUCAGCCAGAGAGCCUGGAGCAGAUCCUGGUGGACUGCAGAGAUACACUUAAAUAUGGAGUUCGGACAGGUCACCCCAGGUUUUUUAACCAGCUGUCUACAGGUCUAGACAUCAUAGGUUUAGCUGGAGAGUGGCUAACCUCUACAGCCAAUACAAACAUGUUCACAUAUGAAAUUGCACCAGUGUUCGUUCUAAUGGAGCAACUAACCCUGAUGAAGAUGCGAGAGAUUAUCGGCUGGCCAAAUGGAGAGGGAGAUGGGAUAUUUUCUCCAGGAGGAGCGAUCUCAAACAUGUAUAGCGUGAUGGUGGCGCGGUACAAGCAUUACCCUGAAGUUAAAAUCAAAGGCAUGGCUGCGGUUCCCAGGCUGGUGCUCUUCACCUCAGAACAUAGUCACUACUCUAUAAAGAAGGCGAGUGCAGCGCUGGGAUUUGGUACAGAGAAUCUGAUCUUACUGAACACAGACGAGAGAGGUAGAGUCAUACCGGCUGACCUGGAGGCAAAGGUCAUCGAUGCCAAGCAGAAGGGAUUUGUGCCGCUGUUUGUGAAUGCAACAGCUGGAUCGACUGUUUAUGGCGCCUUUGAUCCAAUCCAUGAGAUCGCUGACAUCUGUGAGAAAUACAACAUGUGGCUCCAUGUAGAUGGAGCAUGGGGUGGAGGUCUGCUGAUGUCCAAAAAACACAGACACAAAUUAAAUGGCAUCGAGAGAGCCAAUUCUGUCACAUGGAACCCUCACAAGAUGAUGGGUGUUCCACUACAGUGCUCCGCCAUUCUGGUCCGCGAGAAGGGUCUUCUACAGGGUUGCAACUCCAUGUGUGCUGGAUAUCUCUUUCAGCCGGAUAAACAGUAUGAUGUCACGUAUGACACGGGGGAUAAGGCCAUACAGUGUGGUCGCCACGUCGACAUCUUUAAAUUCUGGCUCAUGUGGAAGUCAAAGGGCACCAUUGGUUUUGAGAAGCACAUAGACAGAUGUCUGGAGUUAUCUGAGUAUCUUUACCACAAGAUAAAAAACCGUGAAGGAUAUGAGAUGGUGUUUCAAGGGGAGCCCCAGCACACCAAUGUGUGUUUCUGGUACAUUCCUCCAAGCCUGCGGGGUCUGCCGGACGGACAGGAGAAAAGACAAAGACUCCACAAGGUUGCCCCUAAGAUCAAGGCCAUGAUGAUGGAGUGUGGGACAACCAUGGUGGGCUACCAGCCUCAGGGUAAUAAGGUCAACUUCUUCCGAAUGGUUGUGUCCAAUCCAGCUGCUACCAGGUCAGAUAUCGACUUCCUCAUCGAUGAAAUAGAAAGACUGGGUCAGGAUUUAUAAGAGGGCCUGUGGGGUGAAUAAGGAGAGGACAUUUUGGAGUACUGUAUGUGCUGGACGAUCCCGAGUACUAGACCGGUGGAGGGUUCUAGAGUAAUGAAGCACUAGAAGGUUCCACCAGGGUCACAAUCUAGACUGACAUUCCAGAAUGAAGAGGUGGUGAACUCCUUGAUAAUUUCAUACUGAAGAACAAUAUAUCGUGACAACAAAUGUCUAAUCCAUCCUGUCAUCUGCCUGAUACAUACUGGAAACAUUGUGCUCACUAUGCUAUACAACUAAAUAUUUCAGUCAUGUUUCAGGAUCAAUACAAGUUAAUCUCUAUGAAUCACAUCUGUAGCCUGGUUUCCAUUAAAGAUUUGCACAAACACACAUUUUUUAAAUGUCAAUAAAAAUUUCAAUUAACUUCCAUUAACCCAUGUUGUGCGACAAAAACGCAAUGUUUUCCUCUCGUUAUAAGUCAUUCCAAAAAUCAUGGUGACGGAUGGUAGGUUUAUGUACAGUUUAUCACAGACACUAGAGGUCUUCACAGGUUCACUUAGUUCUAAAACCCAGAGGUCCGGCCUGAGACCCGAGAGGAUUUGGGUCUAAAAGUUUUUAUGUGUGCCUCGGACAUGGGUCGUGUAUAUUAGCGGCCUCAGGUCAUUUAAAAUGAAUGUGUUUUUGCCAAACAGAACCUAGAAUCGGCCAAACUAUCUUGUGUGUGCGCAUCGGGUCCUUUUCCAACUGCCCCUGUUUACCAAGAGUACUUGCAACAUGUGGCUGGCGCAUUGACUGUAAAAAAAUAUGGACUUAGUGUCCCUGACGUCACCCAUUGGUUUGUGAAGAUCGAAGCUUAAAGUAGGCGUUGCCUGCUGUCGCCAUCAUGCCACUCAAGUGGCCUUCGCACGUCACCGCGAAACACUCGCCAAAAAACGAAAAUGGGUAAAGAGGCGGGACAUGGGUGAAGCUGAGGUGGCUGGUUGCUGAAACCACACACGCCUAGCUCAAUUCUAGUGACAGCAGUUGCCAUUGACCCAUCACUCAAGUGGCCACGCCCUUAAUUAUGCAGAAUUUUAAGGUUUAAUAUAAUUGAAACGGAUGAGUUACAAAAAAUUCACCCCCCUCACAGUUGUCAUUAAGGGCAAAAUUAGCUAUACAGACCAAAAGCACUUUUUGUACCAGGCUGUAAACAUAUUAUUUGGUUGGGCAUUUUUAACAUGGUGGUCUAUGGGAAUUGAUUCCCUUUUCUUUACGAUUUCGUUCAGCGGACCAAAUUGGUUGUGAGGCCACCGAAGUUUCUUUCUGUCUUACUGGUGCAUGUGGAGCUGCAGACUGCACACACAUUGGUGAUGUUUAGAUUUGGGUCCAAUUGGGUUAAAAAAAUGCCACUGGGUAUGUUUGGACUUGGGUCUAAUUUUCUUGUUUGGGUCAGAUCUUUUAAAAAAAAAGAUUUUGCACAUCGAGUUCAGGUAAAAAGUGAUUUGGGUCAUAUUGGGUCAGGUACAUUUCUUUGGACCAGAGCUGACCUCUAACAGCCACAACCCAGCAAGCAAUUUUGCAUUUAAAGGGUUGAAAUUUUAUUGAUGUCUAACCAUAGCCCAAAAAUAAAUAAAGUUAAAUAAUAUAAAUACAUUUAAAAACCCUGUUAUCACUGUUGACUUUGCUUACAUAAUAUAAUAUCUCACAAGUUUUUUUUUUUUGCUGUUGUUGUUGCAAAAACGACAUUCAAGUUUAUUUUGGCUAGAAGUGGGCUACCCUUAGCUGGACUACACCGGGUUAACCAAGAUGGAGAAAUGAUAACUAUUGCUUGCUGGGCUUAUUCGUUUUUAAAUUCAAUAAAAGACGCAGGCGUGUUAUCUAAAUAUUAAUUUCAAAGAGGGGUUUACAUUUGGAAGUGGCCUCAGAGAGGUUAUAGUACAAGAAUUUGCAUGAAUGAUCAUGUGAAAUUUACACACAUCAGUGGUUCUUUGCUCGUAAUCAUAGCAGAACCGUUUUAGUGCCAUAUAGCACCGGUGAAGCACCAGUGAAGAACCACAUAGUGCCAUGUAGAACCAUAUUUGAUGCUAUAGUGGUGCUAUAUGGCCCCCAUAUGGUUCUACAUAGGUGCUUCACCGGUGCUAUAUGGCACUAAAAACAGUUCUCUUAUGAUUACGAGCAAAGAACCACUUUUGGUGCUAUAUAGCAUCGUUUUUAAAUUAAACUGUUUGCAUUACAUUUUUGCGAUAUAGGUUAUUUAUUUUUUUAAUUGUUAGAAAAACCACCUCAUGUGAGCAUGAAAACUUUUUUGUUUUCAUUGGACAUAUUUUCAAUUCACAAUUUCAAUUUGCACAAUUUAAAGGGUAAUGGAAACGUAACUUGUGACAUGCUGUCGUGUUUACGUUCACAGUGGUGGAUCGUCACACUGAUGUUUUGUGUUAAUAGAGCUUAACUUGUUUUGAACAGAACAUUUCCUUUAAAAUCCAUAAUAUGUCUGAAAAGUAAAUAAAAAUCAAAGGAGUUAUACUGUAAAAUAUCUAAUAACCAUCUGGACAUAGUGGUGUCCAUGUUAUUGCACAGUCAAAUACAUAGUUUCUUAGCUGUUAUGUAAUAUAGGACUGAUUACUGUAUGUACUGUCAUUGGACUAAGACACCGAUUUUUAAAAUGUAUAAACUUUGCGUAAAUUGUGAUUGUUUGUGACAAACAUCUAUCACAUAGUUUUACAGUAGACAUGUUUGAAUAGUGCUAAAGAUUAUCUAGAGCUACUUUGACAGAAUAACUGUGUGAAAGAUGUUAAUCUAUUUGUACCUGUGAGUAGCUUUAUUUGUAUACGAGAGACAAUAUUUAUAUUGUUUAAAUGUCUUAGAUAUUUUCAUUUAUUUAUUAACCAAAGACAUGGUGAAAUGACAUUUAGUUACAAAUCUGCACAUCUGGCAAAGUAAUAAAGAAAAACAUAGACUUUAUGUGUAAUAUCAAUAUAACAAAGCUUUUAUUAACCAUACUGCCAUGCAAUGAAUGUUGUAGCUGACAUCUGGUUCCUGAUGGUCACAGAAUGUAAUAUUAAAACUGCAAAAAAGACAUCAUUCAACAAAAAGAAUGAGAAUGUUAACAGUAAAUAAAUGAUGUAAAAAAGCUUUUAUGGUGAUGAAACUUGAGAAAGAGGUUUUUAUUAGUGGAUGUAGAUGAGUAGAUUGAGUUAAUGUCUAAUACAGUGACCAGUUCCUGAAGCAACAAACUUUAGGAAACUGUGCUAAUAGUUUGUAUAUGCAAUGUUUAUUUAACGCUGCCCUGUAGAUGCAAUGCUAAAAACACUGUAUUUUAACUUACAGUACAGUCACAGCCUGUUUAAGUGCAAUAUUGCUGUUCACUGUGUCCAUUACAAAUAAACAUCAAACUUUACACAU
This is a messenger RNA of Misgurnus anguillicaudatus (oriental weatherfish), 5784 nucleotides long. RefSeq names its product glutamate decarboxylase 1a (gene gad1a). Gene Ontology annotation, cellular component: presynaptic active zone; cytoplasm. Gene Ontology annotation, biological process: GABA biosynthetic process. Lineage: Eukaryota; Metazoa; Chordata; Actinopteri; Cypriniformes; Cobitidae. The record is from RefSeq and is a predicted model, not a curated record. Gene Ontology annotation, molecular function: glutamate decarboxylase activity; pyridoxal phosphate binding.